AUGGGAAUCAUUGAAUAAUAUUUUAUCCAGAUCAAAAAGUACAACUAAAGUGAUAUUUUUCUAAAAAAACUUCAUUAAAUUCUGUUGAAUCCUAUUGAUAUUACAAAAUUAAAAGAAGAAUAAAACUAUAAAAUUUUAAAAACUGUCAGAAAGCAAUUUGUAUGUUUUUUAAUCCUAAGGUACUUUGAAGUAUAUGGAAUACUAGAAAUUCCCUCAUUUUAUGAAUUGUGGAACAUCUGCUUCCCUUAAGAAAUUCAAAUUAAAAAAAAGCUAUCAAAAUUUGACAAAUAUGUUAAAAAUAAGUAGUAAAUCUAGAUCGAUGAUUAAUUGGAUUUAAAUAAUUCCUUUUAAAAUUCGUCUAGUUUUAUAAAUAGCAGCGUUUCUCUAAAUUUUACCAUCUAAACAAAUAUCUAAAAUGAAUAAGAAAUUCAUUCUACUUUUUUGUCUUAAAAAAUAAAAGGCUUAGAUUAAUCAAAUAUUUAAUUAUCUGAGGAUAAUUAGACGAGCUAUGAAUAUAUUUUCUGUUCUUAGAAGUAACCAAUUAAUAACCAGAUAUUUGAAGAGGACAGCUAUUAAUAGGAAUCCAUGAGUCAUUUUCUAAAAUUUCAUAAUAACAAUUAUAUUACAUACUAAGAAGAGUAAUGCCUCUCUCACUAAAAUAAUUACGAAGAAAACUAUUAAGAAGUAUAUGAAAAUAUUUACGAAUGA
This is a messenger RNA of Tetrahymena thermophila SB210, 708 nucleotides long. RefSeq lists its product as hypothetical. The transcript has a single exon. The record is from RefSeq and is a predicted model, not a curated record. NCBI's taxonomy places the organism in Eukaryota, Ciliophora, Oligohymenophorea, Hymenostomatida, Tetrahymenidae.